Messenger RNA from Procambarus clarkii (red swamp crayfish), 1467 nucleotides. The record is from RefSeq and is a predicted model, not a curated record. Lineage: Eukaryota; Metazoa; Arthropoda; Malacostraca; Decapoda; Cambaridae.
UACAGCAAGAGUAAUAAAGACUAAUAACAACAGCAGCAGCAUCUACAACAUUAAGAUAAACAUAAACAGUAACAAAGGAAAGAGUAGCAACAGAGUAUGAAUGUGGUUCUGGCAGCGUCCCAGGCCGACACCGGUGGUAUAGAGGUGAGGUGGCAGAAGCGCCACCCAGUGUAGUGCUUCACCACCCGCCGCCAUCAGUGCCUCCGUCGUGUAGUGCCCCACCACCGUCAGUGCCACCGUCGUGUAGUGCCCCACCACCACCCGCCGUCCUCCUCCCCGUCACCAGAGUUAAAAUGUCGAAUGAAAAGAUCAACACGAACUGCGUGACGCUGACGCGGUUCAUCCUGAAGGAGCAGAAGAAGCACCCGGAGGCCACGGGCGAGCUCACCAUGCUGAUGAUGGGCAUCCAGACGGCCGUCAAGUGCAUAUCCAACGCCGUCAGGAAGGCUGGCAUCGCUGCUCUCCGUCAUGAAACAGUCUUCCGUAUUGUGAGCUGCAAGCGUCUUACUGACUGUUUCACCAAGUGCAAGUAUGGUUUGGCUGGUGAUGUGAAUGUGCAGGGUGAAGAGGUAAAAAAACUGGAUGUACUGGCCAAUGACCUCUUCAUCAACAUGCUGACCUCUUCCUACACCACCUGCCUCCUAGUCUCAGAGGAAAACAAGACUGUAAUUGAGGUAGAGAAAGAUCGUCAAGGAAAGUAUAUUGUCUGCUUUGACCCCCUUGAUGGCUCCUCCAACAUUGACUGUUUGGUGUCAAUUGGUUCAAUAUUCUCAAUCUUUAGGAAGAUCUCGGAUGAUGACCCUAAUGUAAAUGAUGCACUCCAGCCAGGCAAUCGUCUUGUUGCAGCAGGAUAUGCCCUCUAUGGCUCAGCUACUAUGAUGGUCAUAUCUACUGGGAAUGGAGUUAAUGGAUUCAUGCUUGAUCCAAGCAUUGGAGAGUUUGUACUGACAGAUCCUAACAUGCAAAUCAAAGAAAAGGGCAAGAUUUAUAGCCUGAAUGAAGGAUAUGCAAACCUCUGGGACCCAGCAGUUUCAGAAUUCGUCAAAGGAAAGAAGGCAAAGAAAGCAGGCGCAAGAUACAUUGGUUCUAUGGUUGCUGAUGUUCACCGAACUAUUAAAUAUGGUGGAAUAUUUAUGUACCCUGCUACAGCAGAUUCUCCCAAAGGCAAGUUGCGGUUGUUGUACGAGUGCAACCCAAUGGCCUACUUGGUGGAACAGGCUGGAGGAAAAGCAACAACUGGCAAGAUGCCUAUUCUGGAUAUUGUGCCUACGGACAUUCAUCAACGCACACCCAUCUUCCUUGGCUCUGCCGAUGAUGUACAGGAAAUCAUUGAUCUCUACACAAAACACAAUCUUUAAAAUAUCGGUUGAGUGGUAAUUAGCUAUGAUUGUAAUUUUAUAAUUAAAGUUCUUACAUGUGUUAAAUUUGUUGGAUGAAGGUUCUAUAUGAAAUAAAUCGGUACAUGGA